AACGAUAUAUUUCGUUCUACUAUGCAUCAGGAUGCACACGAAUUUCUUAAUUAUCUCCUUAAUAAGAUCGUAGAGGAAAUAGAAGAGGAGAAGAAAUCGCCGAACGACGCUAUGGGUGAGGACUGUGAGUCGUUUCGCUACGCAACUUUAGUUCAUAAGCUUUUCGAAGGCGUUCUCACCAGCGAAACCCGUUGCCUCACUUGCGAAACGGUUUCGGCUCGCGAUGAGUCCUUUCUGGAUCUCUCGAUUGACAUUGAACAGAACUCUAGUGUCACUGCGUGCUUGCGCCAAUUUAGCGCCAGUGAAAUGCUCUGUCAGAAGAACAAGUUUUUCUGCGACUCUUGUUGUGACUUGCAGGAGGCGGAGAAACGUAUGAAGAUUAAGAAACUACCCAAUGUCUUGGCUUUACACUUGAAGCGGUUCAAGUAUCAAGAGGACCUGCAAAAGUACAUCAAGCUCGCCUAUCGGGUAGCUUUUCCUAUCGAACUUCGACUGUUCAAUACUGUUGACGACACGGAGGACGCGGACCGACUGUACAAUCUGUUCGGAAUCGUUGUACACAUUGGAACCGGCCCACAUCAUGGUCACUACAUCUCCAUCAUCAAGACGAGCGGGUCAUGGCUCGUUUUUGAUGACGAUAAUGUCUAUCCAUUACCCGAAGGCGAUAUCUCCAAGUACUUUGGUGAUUCUCCCGCUGGCUCUGCCUACGUACUCUAUUAUCAAGCU
Molecule: messenger RNA, 726 nt
Organism: Guyanagaster necrorhizus
Lineage: Eukaryota; Fungi; Basidiomycota; Agaricomycetes; Agaricales; Physalacriaceae
Product: cysteine proteinase
Exons: 5
Biological process (GO): protein deubiquitination
Cellular component (GO): cytosol; nucleus
Molecular function (GO): cysteine-type deubiquitinase activity
Source: RefSeq, a predicted model, not a curated record